AUGGGCGAGGACACGGACACGCGGAAAAUUAACCACAGCUUCCUGCGGGACCACAGCUAUGUGACAGAAGCUGACGUCAUCUCCACUGUCGAGUUCAACCACACUGGGGAACUGCUCGCCACAGGUGACAAGGGUGGCCGGGUGGUUAUCUUCCAGCGGGAACCAGAGAGUAAGAAUGCACCUCACAGCCAGGGUGAGUACGAUGUGUACAGCACCUUCCAGAGCCACGAGCCAGAGUUUGACUACCUGAAGAGCCUGGAGAUAGAGGAGAAAAUCAACAAGAUCAAAUGGCUUCCACAGCAGAACGCCGCACACUCACUGCUGUCGACCAAUGAUAAAACUAUUAAAUUAUGGAAGAUUACAGAGCGAGACAAGAGGCCCGAGGGUUACAACCUGAAGGAUGAGGAGGGGAAGCUGAAAGACCUGUCCACGGUGACCUCACUGCAGGUGCCUGUGCUGAAGCCCAUGGACCUGAUGGUGGAGGUGAGCCCCAGAAGGAUCUUUGCCAAUGGCCACACCUACCACAUCAACUCCAUCUCCGUCAACAGCGACUGCGAGACGUACAUGUCAGCAGACGACCUACGCAUCAACCUCUGGCAUCUGGCCAUCACUGAUCGGAGCUUCAACAUUGUAGACAUCAAGCCAGCCAACAUGGAGGACCUCACGGAGGUGAUCACAGCAUCCGAGUUCCAUCCACACCACUGCAACCUCUUCGUCUACAGCAGCAGCAAGGGCUCCCUGCGGCUCUGUGACAUGCGGGCAGCCGCCCUGUGCGACAAGCACUCCAAGCUCUUUGAAGAGCCUGAGGACCCCAGCAACCGCUCCUUCUUCUCAGAGAUCAUCUCCUCGGUGUCCGACGUGAAGUUCAGCCACAGUGGGCGCUACAUGCUCACGAGGGAUUACCUCACGGUCAAGGUCUGGGACUUGAACAUGGAGGCAAGGCCCAUAGAGACCUACCAGGUCCACGACUACCUGCGGAGUAAGCUCUGCUCUCUGUAUGAGAGUGACUGCAUCUUCGACAAGUUUGAGUGUGCCUGGAAUGGGAGUGACAGUGUCAUCAUGACAGGGGCCUACAACAACUUUUUCCGCAUGUUCGACCGCAACACCAAGCGGGAUGUGACGCUGGAGGCCUCAAGGGAGAGCAGCAAACCCAGAGCGGUGCUCAAGCCAAGGCGCGUGUGUGUGGGUGGCAAGCGGCGGCGUGAUGACAUCAGUGUGGACAGCUUGGACUUCACCAAGAAGAUCCUGCACACGGCCUGGCACCCAGCCGAGAAUAUCAUUGCCAUUGCAGCCACCAACAACCUGUACAUCUUCCAGGAUAAGGUCAAUUCUGACAUGCACUAG
Molecule: messenger RNA, 1344 nt
Organism: Grammomys surdaster
Lineage: Eukaryota; Metazoa; Chordata; Mammalia; Rodentia; Muridae
Gene: Ppp2r2c
Product: protein phosphatase 2 regulatory subunit Bgamma
Exons: 9
Coding region: 1-1344 (447 amino acids)
Biological process (GO): peptidyl-serine dephosphorylation
Cellular component (GO): protein phosphatase type 2A complex; cytosol
Molecular function (GO): protein binding; protein phosphatase regulator activity
Source: RefSeq, a predicted model, not a curated record